GCACUCACUUAUCUAAUGACAAGCUAAUACAAGUUCAAUAGGCUUGUCAAGAUUUGGUAGAGUAAAUAUAAAUUGAUAAAAUAUUUUAGGAUCAUAAUAUUUUAAGUGUAUGAACAGAUCUAAAAAGCUGUGUUUGGUAUAUUUACUUAGAAGUAAACCGGAAUGGGAAUACACGUCAAUGAUUUGAAAAGCAGCACAUACAUUCGGGCUGUCCUUAUGUUAUUGAUAGCUUUUGGUUAUGCAAACGCUGGAUCGCCUUAUAUAGCUAACUCUAUCCCCUACAACUCAUAUUCAUCUCAAUAUGAGAAUUUCAAAGGGACUGUUUGUAGACUUCACUUAAAGGAUUCUGAUGGAAAUGACCACAUCAGAUUUAAACCGGACAGUGACAAAACAAGCAUUAAUUUCAAUUUUGAACCAGAUGGAGGUACAAAUGAUGUCUGGGUCAAUAUAACAACAAAAAAAGAGUUAGACAGGGAAACUUUAGGAAGUACGAUAAAGAUAGAACUUAUAAUUACUGAUGAUCAACACAACGAGAUUAAAUAUGAACAUUUAGUUUAUAUACUUGAUGUUAACGACAAUUCACCAGUGUUUCAAAGCUUGCCCUACACUUUUGACAUAGAUGAGCUUCCUUGCAACAAAACAAUUGUUUACUCAAACAUCAGGGCAACGGACAGAGACAGUGGACCGAAUGGAACAGUGACCUUUUCUAUGAAGCCAAAGACACAGACAGCGGAGUACAAUAAUACCUUUUUGAUAGACCCUGCAACUGCGACUGUUUCAUUAGUAAAAUGUUUAUCGUUUGAAAGGAAUACCUACUAUCAUUUUGUGAUAACUGCAAAGGAUGGUGGACCAAACGGCGGGUUAAUAUCAACAGCUGAUUUGAUUAUACAAGUUAAAGACGUGCAGAAUAAACCACCUUUCUUCACUGGUACAUAUAGAAAAACUAUCAAUGGAAGUAUUGCACGUGUAUAUAGCAGUUGUGGAGACUUGUUUGCUAUAGACAAUCACACCGGUGUCAUUUAUGCUGCAACGAAUGUAGAUAUAAAUACAGGACAA
Molecule: messenger RNA, 1056 nt
Organism: Ruditapes philippinarum (Manila clam)
Lineage: Eukaryota; Metazoa; Mollusca; Bivalvia; Venerida; Veneridae
Product: protocadherin Fat 3-like
Exons: 11
Biological process (GO): homophilic cell-cell adhesion
Cellular component (GO): plasma membrane
Molecular function (GO): calcium ion binding
Source: RefSeq, a predicted model, not a curated record